Molecule: messenger RNA, 5172 nt
Organism: Myotis davidii
Lineage: Eukaryota; Metazoa; Chordata; Mammalia; Chiroptera; Vespertilionidae
Product: echinoderm microtubule-associated protein-like 3
Exons: 36
Coding region: 19-4539 (1506 amino acids)
Biological process (GO): negative regulation of transcription by RNA polymerase II
Cellular component (GO): NuRD complex; nucleoplasm
Molecular function (GO): chromatin binding; histone deacetylase binding; sequence-specific DNA binding
Source: RefSeq, a predicted model, not a curated record
GGCCGCAGUCCUGCACCCAUGCAAAGCUGCGGGGAGAGAGAAGCCGCCAGCUUCCCGGGUGCGGGGCCUCUGAGCGCGCCUUCCCCUUUCCCAGGCGAGGGCCCCGCUCAGCAGGCCCUGCAGGCCCUGAGCCAGCGGCUCCAGGUGCAGGAGAAGGAGAUGGAGCUGGGGAAGGCCGCCCUGGCCGAAGCCCUGCGCCUGCUUCGGCUGCAGGCGCCCCCCGCCUCCCUGCAGGACCCGGGCCCCGCAGCUCCCACCAGGGCCAGCAGCCCUGCAGCCCCCCCAGGACUGCCACCCCCGUGCAGCCCCUCCUUGGUGAGCCGUGGCACCCAGACGGAUUCGGAGGUGGGGAUGGAGGCAUCCCUGGGAACCCCUGGCCUGAGCAAUGGGCCCGCGGCCCCUCAGGGGGGCAGUGAAGAGCCUAGUGGAACCCAGUCUGAAGGAGGGGGCAGCAGCAGCAGUGGCACUGGCUCCCCCCGGGGUGCUGGCUCCCCGGGGGGCACGGGCUCUCCGGGCAUCCUCAGGCUUGUACAGCCCCCCCAGUGCACCGACACGGCGCGGAGAAAUUCCUCUUCAUCGCCCUCAGAACGGCCUCGACAGAAGCUCUCCCGGAAGGCAGCGUCCUCGGCCAACCUGUUAUUGCGGUCAGGGAGCACAGAGAGCCGAGGCGGGAAAGACCCCCUCUCCAGCCCUGGGGGUCCGGGAUCUCGGAGGAACAACUACAAUUUGGAAGGCAUCUCAGUGAAGAUGUUCCUUCGCGGCCGCCCAAUUACCAUGUACAUCCCAUCUGGCAUCCGCAGCCUUGAGGAGCUGCCCAGCGGCCCGCCCCCGGAGACCCUCAGCCUUGACUGGGUUUACGGGUACAGGGGUCGUGACUCCCGCUCUAAUCUGUUUGUGCUGCGUUCUGGGGAGGUGGUCUACUUUAUCGCCUGUGUGGUGGUGCUGUACCGGCCUGGGGGAGGCCCAGGGGGUCCUGGAGGUGGCGGCCAGAGACAUUACCGGGGCCACACGGACUGCGUUCGAUGCCUGGCCGUCCACCCUGAUGGUGUUCGCGUCGCCUCAGGACAGACAGCUGGAGUGGAUAAGGAUGGGAAGCCCCUGCAGCCUGUGGUUCACGUGUGGGACUCGGAGACGCUGCUGAAGCUGCAGGAGAUAGGACUGGGGGCCUUCGAGCGGGGCGUGGGGGCCCUGGCCUUUUCAGUGGUGGACCAGGGUGCGUUUCUCUGCGUGGUGGACGAUUCCAACGAGCACAUGCUGUCCGUGUGGGACUGCGGCCGCGGCACGAAGCUGGCUGAGAUCAAGAGCACAAAUGACUCGGUCCUGGCUGUUGGCUUCAGCCCUCGUGACAGCAGCUGCAUUGUCACCAGCGGGAAAUCUCACGUGCACUUCUGGAACUGGAGCGGUGCAGCGGGGGUCCCCGGGAAUGGGACCCUCACGCGGAAACAGGGUGUCUUUGGGAAAUACAAGAAACCCAAGUUCAUCCCUUGCUUUGUGUUCCUCCCGGAUGGAGACAUCCUCACUGGGGACUCGGAGGGGAACAUUCUCACCUGGGGGCGGAGCCUCUCAGAUUCCAAGACUCCAGGCAGGGGCGGAGCCAAAGAGACCUACGGGAUUGUGGCUCAGGCCCAUGCUCAUGAAGGUUCCAUCUUCGCCCUGUGUCUCCGGCGGGACGGGACCGUGCUGAGUGGCGGCGGGCGGGACCGGCGGCUGGUGCAGUGGGGGCCUGGUUUGGUGGCCCUCCAGGAAGCUGAGAUUCCUGAACACUUCGGGGCUGUGCGGGCCAUCGCGGAGCGGCUGGGCUCUGAGCUGCUGGUGGGAACCACCAAGAAUGCGUUGCUGCGAGGAGAUCUGGCCCAGGGCUUCUCCCCUGUGUUCCAGGGCCACACGGACGAGCUCUGGGGGCUGUGCACACACCCCUUCCAGAACCGCUUCCUCACCUGCGGCCACGACAGGCAGCUCUGCCUGUGGGACGGGGAGGGCCACGCGCUGGCCUGGAGCAUCGACCUCAAGGAGACGGGCCUCUGUGCUGACUUCCACCCCAGCGGGGCGGUGGUGGCUGUGGGACUGAACACGGGGAGGUGGCUGGUUUUGGAUACGGAGACCAGAGAGAUCGUGUCUGACGUCACUGAUGGCAAUGAGCAGCUCUCCGUGGUCCGGUACAGCCCAGAUGGGUUACACCUGGCCAUUGGUUCCCAUGACAACAUGAUCUACAUCUAUAGUGUUUCCAGCGAUGGUGCCAAGUCCAGCCGCUUUGGCCGCUGUGUGGGUCACUCGAGCUUUAUUACUCACCUUGACUGGUCCAAGGAUGGGAACUUCAUCAUGUCCAAUUCUGGGGACUAUGAGAUCCUUUACUGGAACGUGGGCGAAGGCUGCAAGCUGCUGAGGAAUCGCUACGAGAGCCGGGACCGGGAGUGGGCCACCUACACCUGCGUGCUGGGCUUCCACGUCUACGGUGAGCAGGGGCGCAGGGUGGGGAGCGCGCCCCGGGCUGGGAAUGCUGGGCGGUGUCCAGGGAGGCGGGCAUCCACAGGGGAGAGGUCCUGUCCGCCAGGACCCUUACCUCUUUUUUACGUCUAUUUUGAGAACUCCUCCAGCAAUCCCUACCUGGUGAGACGGAUUGAGGAGCUCAACAAGACUGCAAAUGGGAACGUGGAGGCCAAGGUGGUGUGCCUCUUCCGGCGGAGGGACAUCUCCAGCAGCCUCAACAGCCUGGCGGACAGCAAUGCCCGGGAGUUUGAAGAGGAGUCAAAGCAGCCAGGGGUGUCGGAGCAGCAGCGACAUCAACUGAAGCACCGGGAACUUUUUCUUUCUCGGCAGUUUGAGUCCUUGCCAGCCACCCACAUCCGUGGAAAAUGCAGCGUGACCCUCUUGAACGAGACAGAUAUCUUGAGCCAGUAUCUGGAAAAGGAGGACUGCUUCUUCUACUCCCUGGUGUUUGACCCCGUGCAGAAGACGCUGCUCGCCGACCAGGGGGAGAUCCGAGUUGGUUGCAAAUUCCAAGCUGAGAUCCCAGAUCGCCUGGCCGAGGGGGAGUCUGAUAACAGGAACCAGCAGAAGAUGGAGAUGAAGGUCUGGGACCCAGACAACCCUCUCACAGACCGGCAGAUCGACCAGUUCCUCGUGGUGGCCCGAGCGGUGGGGACCUUCGCCAGAGCCCUAGAUUGUAGCAGCUCCAUCCGGCAGCCGAGCCUACACAUGAGUGCAGCCGCUGCCUCUCGCGAUAUCACCCUGUUCCAUGCGAUGGACACGCUGCAGAGGAACGGCUAUGACCUGGCCAAGGCCAUGUCGACGCUGGUGCCCCAGGGGGGCCCAGUGCUGUGCCGGGACGAGAUGGAGGAGUGGUCCGCCUCCGAGGCCAUGCUGUUUGAGGAGGCCCUGGAGAAGUACGGGAAGGAUUUCAAUGAUAUUCGCCAGGACUUUCUGCCCUGGAAGUCACUGGCCAGCAUAGUCCAGUUUUAUUACAUGUGGAAAACCACAGACCGCUACAUCCAGCAGAAGAGAUUGAAAGCAGCGGAAGCAGACAGCAAACUGAAGCAGGUCUACAUCCCCACCUACACCAAACCAAACCCUAACCAGAUCAUCUCUGUGGGCUCAAAACCUGGCAUGAACGGGGCAGGAUUCCAGAAGGGCCUGACUUGCGAGAGCUGCCACACCACACAGUCUGCUCAGUGGUACGCCUGGGGCCCGCCCAACAUGCAGUGCCGCCUCUGUGCUUCCUGCUGGAUCUACUGGAAGAAGUACGGGGGACUGAAGACGCCCACCCAGCUUGAGGGGGCUGCUCGGGGCACAACAGAGCCACACUCAAGGGGUCAUUUGUCCAGACCCGAAGCCCAAAGUCUCUCCCCCUAUACGACCAGCGCCAACCGGGCCAAGCUGCUGGCUAAGAACAGGCAGACGUUCCUGCUCCAGACCACGAAGCUGACCCGUCUUGCCAGACGCAUGUGCAGGGACCUGUUACAGCCGAGGAGGGCUGCUCGGCGGCCCUAUGCCCCUAUCAAUGCCAAUGCCAUCAAGGCAGAGUGCUCCAUUCGACUCCCCAAGGCCGCCAAGACUCCACUGAAGAUUCACCCUCUGGUGCGGCUGCCCCUAGCAACUAUCGUCAAAGAUCUGGUGGCCCAGGCACCUCUGAAACCAAAAACACCUCGGGGUACCAAGACACCCAUCAACAGAAACCAGCUGACCCAGAGCCGGGGCCUGGGGGGCAUCAUGGUGAAACGGGCCUAUGAGGCUAUGGCAGGGGUUCCCUUCUCUGCCAAUGGAAGGCCCCUGGCUUCAGGGAUUCGCUCAAGCUCCCAGCCAGCAGCCAAGCGUCAGAAACUAAAUCCAGCGGAUGCCCCCAAUCCUGUGGUGUUUGUGGCCACAAAAGAUACCAGGGCCCUUCGGAAAGCUCUGACUCACCUGGAGAUGCGGCGAGCUGCCCGCAGGCCCAACUUGCCCCUGAAGGUGAAGCCACCGCUGAUGGCAGUGAGGCCCCCCGUCUCUCUGCCUGCACCCUCACAUCCUGCCAGCACCAAUGAGCCCAUUGUCCUGGAGGACUGAACUUCUGGGGAAGGGAAGGGGGGCUGGAAGUUAGAGGGUGGGUGCCCAGUUCACCCAAGUUCCCUUUUCCUGAGUGUCAUAGGGAGGGAGGGAGGGAAGGAGGGAGCAAGUGUGUGUCCUUGGAGGGAUUGGGCGCCCUCUGGUGUUACCACUUCAAGGCUUGUCUCCUUCCCUUGCUCCUCUUGCCUGGGGAUGGAGGCGGACUGCAGGAAUUGACCCAUGGUGGGAACCUGGCCUCUUCUGGGGGAUGGGACCCACAGCUGUCUUGGACAGUUUUAGGGGGAGGGUUUUUUAAUUUUUUAAAAAUUUUGCCUCCCUUUGUGAAAGGGGACAGGGGAGGGGACGAGUAAACAGACACCUGGUUGGGGGCGGGGGGCGUGCACUGCCAUGUUAUUCUUUAUUUUCUUUUUCCUAAUUGGGGGUUUCUCUUCCUGUCCGGUGUCCGGACUUUGCUAAACAGUUUGAGGCUCCUAAGCUGGCAUCAAACCCAGCCCAUGCUCUCUUUCCUCCCCUCCCCUUGUCCCCUCUGCCUUUUGUACGCCAAUUCUCAGAAAUAAAGAUCUUUUGUCCAUUUUUUAAAUGUCGAUUCUGUAAUUGGUUCUUACAGUAACAAAUAAAAAGCUGUUUUCUUCA